AUGUCCAACGACGCCGCGGCACAGCACACCGAGGAGGCUCAGGCGGGCUCGGGAUCCAUGCUCUCCAGCUUGGUCUCUUUCUUCGUGCCAACGGCCCACGCCGAGGAGCCGAAGAAGGUAGGAAACGACGAGGAAGAGACCGAGGACGAGGAGAAGGAGGAAGAGGAGUCGCCUGCGGAGGAGGAGGAGGAGGAGGAGGAGGAGCCAGAGGAUAUCGCCCCGGCAAUUCGACAGGAAUGCGAGGAGACUCAGUGCGUCGAGCCGGCGAAGCACUUCAAGCACUGCUCGGACAAGGUCGAGGGUGGGAAGGGAUGGGAAGGGGAGGACUGUGUCGAGGAGCUGUUCCACUUGAUGCACUGCGUCGAUGCUUGCGCCGCACCCCGGCUUUUCAGGAAGCUCGCUUAA
Messenger RNA from Dioszegia hungarica, 405 nucleotides. Its product is annotated as ubiquinol-cytochrome C reductase hinge protein-domain-containing protein. The record is from RefSeq and is a predicted model, not a curated record. Lineage: Eukaryota; Fungi; Basidiomycota; Tremellomycetes; Tremellales; Bulleribasidiaceae. The transcript has 4 exons. Bases 1 to 405 code for a protein of 134 amino acids. Gene Ontology annotation, biological process: mitochondrial electron transport, ubiquinol to cytochrome c.